AUGGAUGUUGUUGAAGCAUUUUUUCACAUUUAUGUUUUUGCUUCUAGUACUUAUUGCCGAGGUGGUGGUACAAUAGAACUUUUGUACAAUAGAGCUUUUCAAGUAGAAGACGAGGAGAAUAUACUAUUUUGGCACUUUUUUAAAACGGAUCGUUGCCUCUCUUGUCUAGAAAAUCCAAACCAUCCUAAGCAUCUUGUUGUGUCUAUUGCAAAUUUCACAUAUCUUAUGUUGCCACAGAUGCAGCCUUUGGUGCCUGGUCAUUGUUGUAUUCUACCCAUUCACCAUGAAUCAGCUACAAGAACGGUAGAUGAUAAUAUGUGGGUAGAAAUCCGAAACUUCAAAAUUAUGAUGUUUGCAAAACAAGAUAAGGAAGUGGUGUUCCUUGAAACUGUGAUGGGAUUGGCUCAGCAACGGUGCCAUUGUAUGGUUGAGUGCAUUCCUUUACCCAAACAUAUUGCUAAACAGUCUCCUUUAUACUUUAAGAAGGCAAUUGAUGAAGCAGAAGACACUAAGAUAUUCUAAUAGAGCCAACACAAUGCCAAAAGACUCAUUCAUACAAGUGAAAAGGGUUUGCGCAACUCAAUUCCCAAGGACUUCCCAUAUUUUCAUGUCGAAUUUGGGAUAAAUAGAGGUUUUGUCCAUGUCAUUGAAGAUGAGAAGUUGUUUAACCAUAACCUAGGAUUGAAUGUCCUUAGAGGAAUGCUGCAUUUGGAUGAGUACAGACGUCAAAGGUACACAUCAAUGGAGGUACAAAAGCAACAUGUUAUUAACUUUUCCAAACAAUGGCAACAGUUUGAUUGGACAAAACAACUACAUUCACAUUUUUCAAAUUAUAGUUAUAGUCUCAUAAAAACAAAUCAUGUAUUGUAA
Molecule: messenger RNA, 870 nt
Organism: Lathyrus oleraceus (garden pea)
Lineage: Eukaryota; Viridiplantae; Streptophyta; Magnoliopsida; Fabales; Fabaceae
Exons: 7
Biological process (GO): mRNA splicing, via spliceosome
Cellular component (GO): post-mRNA release spliceosomal complex
Source: RefSeq, a predicted model, not a curated record